Molecule: messenger RNA, 678 nt
Organism: Lagenorhynchus albirostris (white-beaked dolphin)
Lineage: Eukaryota; Metazoa; Chordata; Mammalia; Artiodactyla; Delphinidae
Product: adipogenin
Exons: 5
Coding region: 173-484 (103 amino acids)
Biological process (GO): brown fat cell differentiation; white fat cell differentiation
Cellular component (GO): lipid droplet; nucleus; cytoplasm
Source: RefSeq, a predicted model, not a curated record
CUUGAUUCUUUCUGGCCAGGAGGCCCCUGCCCUCCAGGAUUGUGGGUACUGUCCUUUCAAAUCCCCAGUGGUAUCUCUUGCGGGACCUUUGCUGGAUCCUACGUGUUGCCUUUCUUGGUGGCCCAGGUGUGAGAACUGAACGACAGCAUUCGCUGGUGCCCCCAGCUCUGCGAUGGGGGACUCAAGACCUGGCUGCGAAGGAUGCACGCAGACAGGAACAAGGCGACGGACGGCCCCGAGUUGCAACAGGUCCAUAAAGUCAGCCCGCAUCCUCCUCCACGGAGUCAGAGGGAAUAUCAGUGAGCGUCGCCUGGACCCAGAUGUCCACCUUUUAGAUCUGUACCACACCAACCCCCAUGGCGAGUGGGGGUCAUCAUACAGAACCCCACCUAAGCCCCUGGGCUCUAAGAAGCAGCCUGGAUGCCGCAUCCCUGCCCCUGUGGGCUGGGCGUACUCGGCGUGGGAGCACAGAAGCAGACCCUGAAAUCAUGAUUCAAGGGCAAAGAGUGAUCCCAGGAAACACAAGGGAGUGGGAAGUUAAGAAGGGGCGGCAGCCCAUAAAAGGAUGCAUCAUCAAGCAAGUUACCACUGUGGGCACCAGAGCUUAAUUCUCCUGGAGAACACUGAGAAACAAUGGAGAAGAUACUCAUCAGUUAUCCACACCCAGAGGGCAAGGGA